Messenger RNA from Temnothorax curvispinosus, 1595 nucleotides. RefSeq names its product cysteine protease ATG4D-like. Lineage: Eukaryota; Metazoa; Arthropoda; Insecta; Hymenoptera; Formicidae. The record is from RefSeq and is a predicted model, not a curated record. The transcript is spliced from 7 exons. Gene Ontology annotation, molecular function: protein-phosphatidylethanolamide deconjugating activity. The annotation marks the transcript as partial.
UGUGGGCGACGCUGUCGGCUGUGCCGCGGUGCGGGACGUUAAAAGGGAAACGGAGCGAUUCCGAUCGGAGCUAACACGCCGUCGUUUGUGCCGAUCGCCGAGGAUGCGCGACGCCGGACGUCGCGCCGACGUUCCUUAGGAAUCGACAUCGUCGAGAAAGAGAGAGACGGAAAAAGAGAGCUCGGAACGAGCCGCGCGAGCGCGAAAAUGUGAUCGCCCCGUCUCGUCGACGAGACAGCCGUCAAACGCAGUCAGAAUCUACCGUUCAUUACGACGCCGACUUCACGGCCUUCGCGCCGUUCCGCCCGAGCAUGAACGGCCAGGUGCAAUCGUCGCGGGAGAGGUUAGGUGGUUUCGGGCCCGUGAAUCUUGGACUAUUUUCCGGGAUGAUCGCCACGGACCGUGUUCCUACCAUUCAAUCAUUCAACUCGGACGCCGAGUUAGACGACACCAUGGCCGCGACGGAGGUCGACAGCAAAGUCAAGACGAAAUUGCUCUCUAUGUGGAACAACGUUAAAUACGGCUGGACUGUGAAGAUAAAGACAAACUUCUCUAAAGAAUCUCCCGUGUGGUUACUGGGUCAAUGUUAUCUGAAAAAAUCGGAAUGUUCCUUGGAGAGAGCAUCGGAAGCAUUGGAGCCAGUUGGAACGGGGAGUCAGGUUUCCUUGGCGAUGGAUGCCACAAAUUUCGAGAAUACCAUAGAGGAAUUCAAGAGGGAUUUCGCGUCGCGUCUUUGGUUAACAUACAGACGGGAAUUUCCGAUCCUGAAUGGCUCCACCUUUACCACAGACUGUGGUUGGGGUUGCAUGCUACGCAGCGGACAAAUGAUGCUCGCGCAAGCAUUAGUCUGUCAUUUCCUCGGACGGGAGUGGAGAUGGCGGCCGGAACAAUCGACUGACGAAAGCAAUCAUCGGAUGAUUAUCAAAUGGUUUGGAGAUCAGCCAACACCGGAAUCCCCAUUCUCCAUACACAGGCUCGUGUCGCUCGGCGUUUCGGCGGGAAAACGUCCAGGCGACUGGUACGGCCCCUCCUCGGUCGCGCAUCUUUUGUGUCAGGCUAUGGAACGCGCUAGCGAGGAUCCCAACAGUAAACUCAAUCAGUUGGCGGUAUAUGUCGCCCAAGAUUGUGCAGUGUACAUGCAAGAUGUCGAAAAUGUUUGCUGCACUCCCGAUGGUAGACGGAAGGCGCUGAUACUCUUAGUGCCCUUGAGGCUCGGCGCCGACAAGCUAAAUCCCAUUUACGCGCCUUGUUUGACAUCGCUGUUGACACUAGACACAUGCAUCGGCGUGAUCGGUGGUCGACCGCGACACUCGCUCUACUUCAUCGGCUAUCAGGACGACAAACUGAUUCACUUAGAUCCGCAUUACUGUCAGGAGACCGUUGACGUCGAAGGAAAUGAAAAAUUCCCAUUGACAAGCUUCCACUGCACAUCACCGAGAAAGAUGUUGCUUUCGAAGAUGGACCCCAGUUGUUGCGUAGGCUUCUACUUUCCCGACAAGGAGUCGCUCACUGACUUUAUGGAAACAAUUCAACGGAGAUGGAAAGUAAGCCAAACAAAAUCAAAUGUAGGAAUAAGGUGUAAACAGGGAAAGAAA